This is a messenger RNA of Musca vetustissima, 2983 nucleotides long. RefSeq names its product leucine-rich PPR motif-containing protein, mitochondrial (gene Lrpprc2). The coding region runs from base 3 to 2981 and encodes 992 amino acids. The transcript is spliced from 3 exons. The record is from RefSeq and is a predicted model, not a curated record. Gene Ontology annotation, molecular function: protein binding. Lineage: Eukaryota; Metazoa; Arthropoda; Insecta; Diptera; Muscidae.
CGAUGGCAAGUGUUAUGGGUAGAUUGGAUUCAUUUUAUCAAUGGAAUGGUUUUAUUGGCGCCGAACAACUGCAACCGGUUUUGGAACAAAUGAAAGCUCGCGGUGGACAAUUGAGCCAUGAACAGGGUUUGUUUUUGUUGAAUAUUUGUGGCUGUGAAAUGCCUUCGAUUACACCGGCCGAAAGAAUGGCCAAAUUCCAAGAGGUGUGGCAGUAUUUGCAGGAGGCCGAUAUGAUUACCCGAGACCACUAUCACAUUAUGUUAAAUGUCUUGCAAUACAAUCAACAUCCGCUGAACGAUUAUAAGACGCUGGUGCAGGAAUAUGAAAAAUUAGGGGGUUCGACAAAAGAAAUCUAUUCCGAUCUGCUGGCCAUUGCUGGUGCAACGGGAAACGUUAAACAAACCACCGAAUUAUUGGCUGAAAUGCGUACGCUACAGUUACCCUUGUCGGAACGUGAUUUUAAUUCCCUGUUAUUGGCUAAUGCUCGGGCCAAAGAUAUGAAAGGUUUUGAGACGGUCAAGGAUAGUAUGCAUGCUGCAGGUUUAUCAUUGAGUUUGAAUACCCAAUCGACAUUGUUUGUGGCCUUUAUGGAGAAUGGUGAUAGGGAUAAGGCCUUAGCCAUAUUGCAAGAUUAUCGAGGACAAUUUGAACCCGAUCAGGUGUUGAGCAUGUUGCGUAGUAUACACCAAUCAGCAAUAGGGUCGGAAGAUUUGGUUAAACAAUUGGUGAAGGAGUUAAGGCCGGAAUAUGUGAAAUGUGUUGAGGUGCCGUUGGCUUUGCGUCGCGUUUGUGUGGAGUUUUUGCAUAACAACAAACUGGAUUAUGUCAUGGCCAUCAUUGAUGCCUUACCCAAUCCCAAAUUCCAGGAGAACCAAAGCAUUGACACCUAUGGUGUAUUUCUAUUGCAUGCCCUAUUCCGUGCCAAUUGUGAGGUGGAGAAGAUCAUUGAAAUUGCCACACGCCUAGAGGAGUCGGAGAAAAAUUCCCGUGCCUUAUAUAUUGCUGCUGAAAUUGCCCUUCGACGUUCCCCGCCCAUGGUAUUGCCUAUAUUCGAAGAGCUGCAAAAAAAGGGCCAAACUAUUAAGACCCACUUUUUUUGGCCCCUGAUGAUGUAUAAUUUUAGGCGCCACAAUGAGUCGGGUAUUUUGAGAACUUUGAAAAUUAUGCAAAAUUUCAAAGUGGAGUGUGAUCACGACACAAUUUGCCAGUAUGUGCUUCCAAGAUUGUCCAUAACCCUGACAAAUCCACAAAUGGCCCUCAAACAAUUGGAAGAGGCUGGCAUUAAGACAUCAUUGGUAAUGACACCCAUUGUAUCGCAUAUGUUGACCCAAAGUAAAUGGUUUGAUGUUGUGCCGCUGGUCGAGGCCUAUCCAACCAAAUUGCAAGUAUCCGAUCUCAUAACACCGCUGGUAAGUGUGGCGGUGCAUGUACGGGCCACCAAACGUUAUCAUCACUUUGCCAAGCUGAUAAAUGCAUUGGCAAAUAAAAAUAUGGAAAGGCAACAGGAUGUAGUGGGACGAUUUCUAAUUGAAUUGCUUAGCAGUCAGGCACGAGUGCGUUCCGAUCUCAAUUGUGUGCAACGUCUGCUCAACGAACUGAAUAAAUGUAAUGUGAAAAUAUCAGCCACUGCUGUAGCCACAAUAACAUCGUUAUUGAAUCAAACAACCAACCUGGAAGGGAAUAGCAAUAGUAUGCAGAAUAUUACACAGUCGUUAAAGGAUAUGACUAAACGCUCCUUAAGUCUGCAUAAUUCCUCAUCGGGCGAUGAAGAUCCCAUGACUUCGUCAUUUAUAAAACAUCCAAGAGAUAUGAAUUUGGAUGAGCUAGAAUGUCAUUUGGUUGAAUUGGAGGCGAAGCAGAUGAAUACACGCGGUGUGCUGCGGCGUUUGCUGCAGUUGUGUGUGCGGGAAAAUCGUUUGGAGCGGGCUCUGGAAAUUAAACAGAAAUGUGAUAAGCUACAGGUUCAAACAAGUCCCGGCAUGUUGGCCAGUAUAUUUGAUAUGUAUACGAAAUUGAAGGAUUUACCAAAUGCCCAGAAAUAUUUGAAGACCAUCAGAGAAACUUAUCCGGGUUUCCAAAUUGAUGAACACAAAUUUGUUGACUAUGCCGCAUUGUUGGUUUCCUGUGGCCAAUUGGAUGCGGCCAAAGACCUGCUGGAAGAUCGCUCUCUAAAGCAUCGCAUUGUGGGCGGUGAUUAUAUAUUGAAAAACGUUUGGAAUUUCCUGACAAAUGUUGCUCAAUAUGCUGCGACACAAAGCGAUUUAUCACCCGACCGUAACUUGACCCGAGAAACCUAUGCAUUUUUACAAAAAUUGGGCUAUUGUCGUACCCAUAAUGCCAUAUUGGGUCCAAUUGUUCGUGAACGUUUACUGCGCAAUGAUUUGCCGGGUGCCCUAAGGGAAUUUAAACAAUUGGCCACACAAUAUAAACACACACCGUUACAAUUUGAAUUACUCUCCCUGAUUGUUCGACUCUGCAACAGCAGUGAAGAGGAAAGGCAAAAAUUCAAUUGUACCACCGAACAAGCUCAACAAUAUCUAAGCGAAAUAACCGAAAUAAUAACAAAAAUCCAUGGCAAUGUUAAUAUGAACAGUGGUCUGCUAUUGGCAUUUGCCGAAUCCGGUUCCGACAAUCAAUUGCGUCGUCUGUUGUUAACACCCGAAUUCCGGGUAAAUGAAGAUUUACUGCUGCGAAAUUGUGAACAUUUGGGUAAGGAGGGUGCUGUCAAGACAUUGCUACGUUUGGCCCGCGGUGCCCGUGGCCUGAAUCGUGUCAUUGAUGAACAAAAUAUCUAUAAUAUGUUAUUGAAUAAUUUCACCAAAGCAAAUGAUUAUCAGGCCGCAUUAAACCUCUACGAACGUUUGGAGGCCGAUGAUGAAAUGAAAAUAUCACAAGAUUUCCUUAGGAAUCUUGUUAAUCUGCUUAAGGCGAAUAAUGUUGAAAUACCCAGUAAUGUGGCUCUAAGAGCGAGAAUUGUAUAAAA